UCAAACGAGAAAUGAAACGAGUUAUUAAACUAAAAAUGUUUCGAAUCUGAAGCUUCAGCUUUAUCCGAAGUUAACCCACUACUCGGACUGGUGCGUAGGGAUGCAAAUGAUUGAUUACUAGUGAGGUAUCAAUCUUGCAAGUAAUUUACAUUACACGGGCUGUGCUUUCAAAAGAAACUCAGCCGUUCUGAAUCAGCGGUUUAGAGUCAAUGUUAAGCUCACGUUAAGUGCGUUUUAACGAAGAAAUGAUAAUUGAAAUAAACAGACCACUAGAAAAUAGGGUUUAAUCUUCGGUCUGGUCGAAGAAUUCCACCUUCCGUGCAGACGCUUUUCUCAUUUUUGUUACGCGUUCGAAAGUCGGCUUUUUCCUUCCUCCCAUUGGGCGCUCCGCCUUUAUCGAUCUGUCUCAAGAAAAUAAAUUGCCAUGACGACAACCUUAGCCAAUGGGUGACAGAAACCACCCGGCUUCGCUAGUUUCUCUGUUCCUAUUUUUUGUUAUCAAACCCAAAGACAUGGGAACUCAAUUAAAGUUAGGUCCAACAAAAUUAGAAUAAUUUAAGACAAACACUCGAAUUUGUUGUUUUCCAUAUUUGAUUUGUAGUAUUAUCGACGUUUUUAACUCCUCUUUCUUGUUGAUCUCGCAUCAAAUUGUUAUUUUCGACCAAAGUCUUACCUACCUUAUCGACUAUUAAGGCAGAGAAACGCCCAUCGCUUUAGUAAUAUGGCGUUUAUAGCAACAAUGAUAGAAAAUGAUUCGAAAGAAUUGAGCCACUUGUUGAUAUAGUGGUUAAAGUUAUUUAUUAUUUACCAUUUUCAUGAUCUCACCGCAAAGUAUCUGUGAACCACAAGGUUUCGGUUUUGGUUUCAUUUUAUUGAAGAAUAGACAUGUUUUUCUUUUCUAAACCAAAAUAACGGGCGUCAAUAUUUAUUACCAACGUACAAGCAUGAUAUGGUUUUGUUUUGGCGAUGGAUUUCGGGUAACAGUGUGUAUUCUUUGUUUGUUCGCUUUUAAUGGACGCGUUAGACCAAGACCUUUUCCUGAAGAUGGUGGAACAGUGACUCAAUCUGGUGAACCGUCGCAUUUUCAAGUCGACGACAAAGCCGCAGAGAUUGAAGUGAAUGCCAACCCUGCUGGAGUGAAAGUCAACGCCAAACCAGCGUCUCUUCAAGUUGUGGCAAAGCCUGGCACCCCAGCGAUUCCAAUAUUUCACCCAGCAAUUCACCUCGCGCAGCACUAUGCUCCUCCUCCGGUCAUUCAUCAUCAUCCAGCUAUGUUUUACCAUAGUGGAUACCACUUACCGUUCGGUCCGUUCGGUCACGACUGGUUUUACAACGGGGUAAAGCGACAAAGGUUUCCCAGACCGAGCAAAGAUGAAACCGGAGUCAGAACACACAAGUCGGAUAUUCCGCGUACAAGUGAUCACAAGAGGGGCUCCAAAUCUCGGAAGCGUCAAUUUAUCUCUGCGGUUCCUAAGUUUGUACAACCGUCGUUGCUGUCUUCUCCAGGAGGCCUAAAUGCUUACGGAAGUUACGGAUAUGGUGCCUUACCUCAGUAUGCUCUGUUUGGUUCAGGACUUGGAGCUUACGGUGCCCGACAAAGUCCUCAAACAGCAGGGUUAUUUGCACUACCCUCACAGCUCACCCCCCAACAAAGUCUACAAGAGUCAGGUCUGUCAAGAAGUAUUUUACCUUCACAAGGUUCCUCAAGAGACCGAGAUAAUUCUGAUAUCUUACGAGGCUAUCAGAGGCUCUACAGUGAGUUGAAUGGCCUAACAUCUCUAUAUAACUCGCUCUUAAGACAAAGAAAUUUGAAUUCAUUGCGAGACUUGGAUUAUGGUAAUGCGUUAGGCACACCAGGUGUGAAUGCAGAAGGGAGUGCUCUGGGUUUGGUACCAUCUUACCUAGGAGCAACACAGUAUGGAGGUGCUAUGAUGGGUUAUGGAAGAACGUACAUCCCUUCGCCAUUGGCUCAGCCAUACAGCGCACAGAGUUCUCUUCCCCUUACCAAUGGAUUACUUGGGGGGUCGUUGAUUGGUCAACAACCCUUGGCGCGGUAUGUCGACCUUUCCUCGUUAAUGCGACGGUCUCCAGUGGUGAGCAGAUCCAAGGUCCCUGGAUCCUCAGAAAAGAAAGCCAAGAAACAACACCAGCAAGAGCACUUUAAAGACAAAAGGAAAGUCAAGCGACAAACUCUAGUUGAGCCAAUUCUAGCCGCUGAAGAUUCAAACAGUGUGGACGACUUAUUACAAGACGACGUGUCUCAAAAUUACAAACGACAGCUGGUGCUGACACCAACCCUGGAAUCGCUACAGCAACUACAGCCAUUACAAACAACGUUCACUCAGCAAGUCUUACCGCCACAACCGUUGCAGUUACGUCAGCUACAACUUCAGCAGCAACUAUUACAGGAGCAGCCGUUUACACGUCAGUCAUUAGGGAUGCAGCCUGUAGGCAUGGAGCAACAGGUGGGCAUGCAGCCGUCAGGCGUACAACAGCAGGUAAGCAUGGCAGGACCUCAGUCACUGGGAAAUAUUCUCUCCUUGGACUCAACACCACUCCGCUAUAUGACGUCAUCUCUGGUGACACCCAUGGCUAACCUGGGUACCAACUUGGCCGAAAGGUCAUCGCCGGCGGUAUCGCAGCGGAUGACAUCACCACUGGCAUCAUCUAUGAUGUCAUCAUCUUUAGCUCCUUCAAGUUUUAUCUCGCCACUGGUUUCAAACGCGUUUUCUCGUCCAGGAAAUGAUUUGAACUCAUUUGCAAGCUUUUCAUCCCCGGGUUUACUUCAAGACAGAUCUCUUUUUCGCCAUCCUCUCAGACUUGGUUACCCGACCUACACAAGGCGUAUUCUUCACAGACCUCAAUACCGAAGGCGGUUACACAACUUCAGAGAGGAUGAAGACCUCGACGGAAUUCAUCCAGAAGUUAUAGGACACGAAGGAAUUACCCAGGAAGGAUCGUACUCCACAGAGGAAGUUCCUAGCUCUGACGGACAGACGCUUAUUAACUCACCCGUAGGGUUCGGACCAAUCACCGUUGAGGCCAAGACUGCGGAAGGGGCAAGGGCAGCGCAAGCCGCUGGAGAAGAUAAGAGAUAUCGUAUUGACAAACCAACUGCAAGGAAACACAGAAGAAAGCAAAAAGAAAAUACGUUAACUUAAGAAGUGUUCUGCCACCCUGACUCGGAAUGUCGCGACUUCAGUUGGUUACAUGAGAUGGCGCUUCCACUGAGUCGUUGGUCAAGUAAAAUCAUUCGUUAAAACGAUUAAGGGAAAACUUUAAGGGAACCGUCACUCGAAACAUCAGCGGUAUCCAAUCUUCUCUCUAAACAAUAGCCAGGAAUUCCCUUAGUUUACAGAAAAAAUUCGUGUUUGCCACGAUCAGAUUAAUUUCUACUUGUCGUUCAAGAUGCAAUGUGUAAAUAAAGAUUACGGCAAUUUACGUUGUUAUGCUACAAAGUAUAUGUAUAUACUUUACUUUAGUUUGCGUUUUUCAUCCUGGAAGGCAUGAUCAAAAUGUGCCACUGAGUCGCACCGGCCACAUUUCUUUACUGUUGAUACGACGACAAUGUCUGAUGGAAAACAGGUUGUGCCCAGUUAUUGUACGUGCGCGCCGGUUUGCAAAUGUUUUGGCCAUCAUUAUCGAAGGACUCGUUGAGGUACACACUAAUAUAUUCUAAUGAUUAAGUUAUAUGUGUUUGUAACCCAAACACCAUGUCGUAUGGAAAUAACAAUAAACAUGUAUCUGCAUGAUUAUCAGCAGCAAAACUUAAACCGAGUAGCUAGGAUAGUCAUGAGAUCAUUUUUAAGCCGGUUUAGCAUGUAAAUUUCAGACUGAGAGUCUGUCAGUUCCUCAAUAUUAAUAUUAAGAUGGUUUCUUACGAACCGACUUCAUGUACGAUUAUUUAUGGUCACGGAAACGCGUCCGAAUUGAUUCACUUUUAGGUCCUUUCGAUAACUGCAAAUAGCCAAAUAAACAGAAAUAAUAUCGCCUUUCAUUAAAGAACUUAUCGAGCUGA
This is a messenger RNA of Orbicella faveolata, 4018 nucleotides long. RefSeq lists its product as uncharacterized. The record is from RefSeq and is a predicted model, not a curated record. Lineage: Eukaryota; Metazoa; Cnidaria; Anthozoa; Scleractinia; Merulinidae.